AUGGCGAGAGCCAAGAUGAAGCACUCGUUAUCAGAGAUCAGCACCACUUCCAAAAUCGUUCCACCAAUUACAAGAGAGGAUCUCAAUGGGAUCAGCCCGCUUUUACCAACACGGAUCAUGGGUUCCUUAGGAAGCGAUGCAGGACAAAGGAGAUAUACAGAAGAUUUCAGCCUGAAUCGGUCCUAUUCACAGGUACAAGUGGAGUUUUAUGUGAAUGAAAACACCUUCAAAGAGCGACUUAAAUUGUUCUUCAUCAAAAACCAAAGAUCAAGUCUCCGAAUACGGAUAUUCAACUUUAGCCUAAAAGUCCUCUCCUGCCUCUUGUAUAUAGUAAGGGUGUUGCUAGAUCAUCCAACAACGGGUAUUGGAUGUUUGGAAUGUCCUAAACUGAACUACUCUCGGUCACCUGGUGAGAUUAACUGGGAAGUAAUCUUGUGGGUGGAAAGAGAUCAGUCACUGUGGGCUAUCCAGGUUAUAGUAGCCAUAAUCAGCUUUCUGGAAACCAUGCUUUUAAUCUAUCUCAGCUAUAAGGGCAAUAUUUGGGAACAGAUCAUUCGCAUUUCUUUCAUCUUAGAAAUGAUGAACACGGUACCAUUUAUUAUCACUAUAUUCUGGCCUCCCCUUCGGAAUUUGUUCAUUCCAGUGUUCCUGAACUGCUGGUUGGCAAAAUGUGUUUUGGAGAACAUGAUUAAUGACUUUCAUCGAGCUAUCCAGAGAACGCAGUCUGCCAUGUUUAAUCAGGUGAUCAUUCUCAUCUGCACCCUUCUGUGCCUUGUAUUCACAGGAACAUGCGGUAUUCAGCACCUGGAGCGAUCCGGGGAUAAUCUCACACUCUUCAAGGCGUUUUAUUUCUGCAUUGUUACCUUUUCUACUGUGGGAUAUGGGGACGUGACCCCUAAAAUUUGGCCUUCCCAGCUCUUGGUGGUGAUAAUGAUAUGCGUGGCCCUUGUUGUUUUACCUCUACAGUUUGAGGAGCUAGUUUACCUGUGGAUGGAGCGCCAGAAAUCAGGAGGGAAUUAUAGCCGCCAUCGAGCGCAGACUGAGAAGCACGUUGUACUUUGUGUCAGUUCCCUGAAAAUUGAUCUUCUCAUGGAUUUCCUCAAUGAGUUUUAUGCACACCCAAGGCUACAGGAUUACUAUGUGGUGAUUCUGUGUCCUACGGAAAUGGACAUCCAAGUGCGUCGCGUAUUACAGAUUCCGCUAUGGUCCCAGAGAGUCAUUUAUCUUCAAGGUUCUGCCCUGAAAGACCAGGACCUCAUGAGGGCAAAAAUGGAUGACGCAGAAGCCUGCUUUAUAUUGAGCAGUCGUAAUGAGGUGGACCGUACUGCCGCAGAUCAUCAAACCAUCUUGAGAGCCUGGGCAGUGAAAGAUUUUGCCCCAAAUUGUCCUCUUUAUGUUCAGAUUUUGAAGCCUGAAAAUAAAUUCCAUGUGAAAUUUGCAGAUCAUGUGGUUUGUGAGGAGGAGUUUAAAUAUGCCAUGUUGGCAUUGAACUGUGUUUGUCCAGCGACUUCCACGCUGAUCACCUUGCUGGUCCACACAUCCAGAGGCCAGGAGGGGCAGCAAUCCCCAGAACAAUGGCAGAGGAUGUAUGGACGCUGUUCUGGGAAUGAAGUAUAUCAUAUCCGUAUGGGAGAGAGCAAAUUUUUCAAGGAAUACGAAGGAAAAAGUUUCACGUAUGCUGCGUUUCAUGCACACAAAAAAUAUGGGGUAUGUUUGAUUGGUGUGAAAAGAGAAGACAACAAAAGCAUCCUUUUAAACCCGGGGCCAAGACACAUCAUGGCAAUAUCUGACACGUGCUUCUAUAUUAACAUUACCAAAGAGGAAAACUCUGCUUUUAUCUUCAAACAAGAGGAGAAACAGAAAAAGAAAGGGAGAGGGUUGUUUGAUGGUCCGUCCAGACUUCCUGUACACAGCAUCAUCGCCAGUAUGGGUACAGUAGCAAUGGAUUUACAAAAUACAGAGUGUCGGCAGAUUAACAGCAGUAAUUUAACCCUUCCUGCCGAGAACGGUUCUGGAAAUAGGAGACCGAGCAUUGCACCAGUUUUGGAAAUUGCAGACAGUAGUACAGUAUUACCAUGUGACCUGCUCAGUGACCAAUCAGAAGAUGAGAUGACUCAAUCUGAUGAUGAAGGGUUGCCAGUAUUAGAGUACGUGAAAGGAUACCCCCCUAAUUCACCUUACAUCGGAAGUUCUCCAACACUGUGCCAUCUUCUGCCAUCUAAAGCUGCGUUUUGCUGCCUUCGCUUGGAUAAGGGUUGCAAGCACAACAGUUUUGAGGACGCAAAAGCGUAUGGGUUUAAGAACAAGUUGAUUAUCGUUUCAGCUGAGACUGCAGGCAAUGGACUUUAUAAUUUUAUUGUACCUCUGCGUGCGUACUACAGAUCAAGGAAAGAGCUGAACCCCAUUGUUUUACUCCUGGACAAUCCGCCAGAUAACCACUUCCUAGAAGCCAUCUGCUGUUUUCCUAUGGUGUAUUUCAUGGUCGGGACAAUAGAUAACCUUGAUAAUUUACUGCAGUGUGGAAUCAUCUACGCAGAUAACCUGGUUGUUGUAGAUAAGGAAAGCACAAUGAGUGCUGAAGAGGAUUAUAUGGCGGAUGCAAAGACUAUAGUCAAUGUACAAACUAUGUUCAGGUUGUUUCCAAGUCUCAGUAUUACAACAGAACUCACUCAUCCAUCCAACAUGCGUUUCAUGCAGUUCCGAGCCAAGGAUUGUUAUUCUCUUGCUCUUUCCAAGCUAGAAAAAAAAGAAAAAGAGAAUGGCUCUAACUUGGCUUUUAUGUUCCGUCUGCCCUUUGCGGCCGGAAGAGUGUUCAGCAUCAGUAUGUUGGAUACGUUGCUGUAUCAGUCAUUUGUAAAGGAUUACAUGAUUACAAUCACUAGGCUUCUUCUUGGGUUGGACACCACGCCAGGCUCCGGAUACCUAUGUGCUAUGAAGAUCACUGAAGACGAUCUGUGGAUUCGAACCUAUGGCCGGUUGUUUCAAAAACUGUGCUCAUCUAGCGCAGAAAUUCCUAUAGGGAUCUACAGAACUCAGUCACAUAUGUUUUCCACUUCUGAGUCUCAGAUCUCAAUUAAUGUUGAGGAAUGUGAGGAUACAAAAGAUGUGAAGGAACACUGGUCAGUGAAACACAAUCACAGAAACUCUACAUCCAGUGACCAGUCAGAACAUCCAUUACUGAGGCGGAAAAGCAUGCAGUGGGCUCGGCGCCUGAGCCGGAAAGGGAACAAACAGGCCGCAAAGACAGCAGAGUGGAUAAGUCAGCAGCGUCUAAAUUUGUACAGGAGGUCAGAGAGGCAGGAGCUCUCUGAAUUGGUGAAAAAUAGAAUGAAACACCUUGGUUUACCCACAACGGGGUAUGAUGAAAUGAAUGAUCAACAGAACACACUGUCAUAUGUCCUCAUUAAUCCACCUCCAGAUACAAGACUGGAACUCAACGAUAUUGUAUAUUUGAUCAGGUCCGAUCCCUUAGCUCAUGUUGUAAAUGACUCCCACAGCCGAAAAGGCAGCAACAGUUAUAAAACUGAAACAGUGUCAAAUCCAGAAACAAGAGAUGAAACACAACUAUGAGAGUCAACUGAACUAAAAGAAAUUGUGCCUAUUUACCAACCACAUCAACGUCUAGGAGACAAUGAACUUCUUUACUUUGUUAAUAUGAGAACAGGACUAUUAAUCAUUUGCUAUGUCGUCGUUGAAUCCUACUAAACAGCGGCAAGUAAUGUGAUGAAAGAGAACAAAGCAAUUGAAAACGUAUUAUUUAUCCGUUCACUGCCAGUACUAAGUACAAGAAACAUUUUCCUAGUCUA
This is a messenger RNA of Bombina bombina (fire-bellied toad), 3806 nucleotides long. It is a transcript of the gene KCNT1, whose product is annotated as potassium sodium-activated channel subfamily T member 1. Gene Ontology annotation, cellular component: membrane. The record is from RefSeq and is a predicted model, not a curated record. The transcript is spliced from 30 exons. Gene Ontology annotation, molecular function: intracellular sodium-activated potassium channel activity. Bases 1 to 3570 code for a protein of 1189 amino acids. NCBI's taxonomy places the organism in Eukaryota, Metazoa, Chordata, Amphibia, Anura, Bombinatoridae. Gene Ontology annotation, biological process: potassium ion transport.